AUGACUAUCGACGCCGACAUGCAUCCAACCGGGAAUGACGCCUUCAGAAAUGCACAUGUCGUGGACACUGAAGAUGUUCAGAUCAGUGACCAUCCUAUGGGCACGCAACGACCGAUGAAAGUGAUCUUCAUGGGCAUGGGCGCAAGCGGCAUCAACUUCUCCUAUCAGCUGGCAAGGCGUACGACAGGCAUAGAUUUGGUCGUGUACGAAAAGAAUGCCGCAGUGGGUGGGACAUGGCACGAGAAUGUGUACGACGGGUGUGCUUGCGAUAUUCCUAGCGUCUGCUAUCAAUUCACUUGGCAUCGAAAGCCCAACUGGUCAUCUUACUACUCUGGAUCGAGCGAGAUUUGCAAGUACAUGACCGAUGUGGCGACAGAGCACGAUCUACUUCGAUUUGUGAAACUCCGACAUCAGAUCACAAAAGCAGAAUGGCAAGAGGACAUCGGGAAAUGGAGAGUGACUGUUCGUGGUCCAGACGGGACCUUCGACGACUUUGCUGAUUUCUUCAUCAAUGGCGGCGGUUGCUUGAACAACUGGCGAUGGCCUGAGAUCGAGGGACUGCAUGACUUCAAGGGGAAGCUCAUGCACACGGCUCGAUACGACAAGACGCAUGACCUGACCGACAAGAGAGUCCUCACCGUUGGCAUCGGUAGUUCAGGCGUACAAGUGAUUCCUAAGAUCUUGCACAGGGUGAAAGAGCUUCACGUUGUAGCGCGUUCGCCGGUAUGGAUUACCAAUGGGUUCGCUCAGACGUGGGCAGCCGUUGAUGGCGGGAACUUCGAUUAUACCGAAGAGGCCAAGAAGCGAUUCCGGCAAGACGACAAGCAAUAUCAAGCCUACUGUAAAGCGAUUGAAUCAGAGCUUAAUGUUAGGUUUCGUCUGAUCCUCAAUGGCACGCCUGAAGCGUCAGCCGCUAAAGAGUUCUCCAUCAAUGAAAUGAGUCGCAAAUCGAACCAUGAUCCUGAACUCAUCGACAAGCUCAUGCCAAAGAACUUCAACGUCGGCUGUCGUAGACCGACCCCCGGCAAUGGCUUUCUGGAAGCGUUGACAGACGACAAGACACAAGUAUACUUCGGCGAGAUUCCCAAGAUCACCCCCAGCGGGUUCUUGGAUCGCGAUGGCAAGGAACACGAAGUCGACACGAUAAUUUGCGCAACGGGCUUCGACACCUCAUUCAUGCCCCCUUUUGAGGUUCUCUACCAUGGCAAGAACCUUCAAGACAACUUCAGGGGCGACAUCAAAGGCUAUCUAGGCCUAGCUUACCCUGAGGUCCCAAACUACUUCAUCUUCCUUGGUGCUUACGGGCCUCUGAGGCACGGAUCUGUUUUACCAAUGGUAGAGCACUACACCGAUCAUGUGCUACAAGUCAUCGAGAAGGCACGCGUUGAGAACAUCAAGCGGCUGUCUGUGAAGAAAGCAGUUUCUGAAGACUUCACGAAGUAUGCAGAUGAGUUUUUGAAACGUACUGCUUGGGCAGGGCCUUGCAGCUCAUGGUUCCGUAAUGGCAAGAUAUCCAACAAGCCAGUCCUAUGGCCUGGUUCUCGCAUUCAUCAGCUUACCGUACUGCAACAUCCACGCUUCGAGCACUUCGAUAUCGAGUACCGCGACGGCAACUCUUGCUCCUUUCUAGGCAACGGGUUUGAUGUGAGGGAGACCGACGGCCGAGACUUAACUUGGUACAUGGGAUUUCUUGACGGGGAGGACAAGCAGCCAGGACCAUUCGAAAUGGGGAUAGAGGACGGGAGCGGCAGAAUAUGUGGCGAGAAGAACAUACGAGCCUGA
Fulvia fulva is the source of this 1782-nucleotide messenger RNA. RefSeq names its product FAD-binding monooxygenase moxY. Lineage: Eukaryota; Fungi; Ascomycota; Dothideomycetes; Mycosphaerellales; Mycosphaerellaceae. The transcript has 15 exons. Gene Ontology annotation, molecular function: flavin adenine dinucleotide binding; NADP binding; N,N-dimethylaniline monooxygenase activity. The coding region runs from base 1 to 1782 and encodes 593 amino acids. The record is from RefSeq and is a predicted model, not a curated record.